CAGCCGUGUGGCCUGAAUUCCGUCUCCACAGGUACCUGCUCAAAGUGACCUACAUCCAAACCCCCACUCAGCACUAAACCCCAUCACAUUUCCAUUGGUACCUACUUUGGCUCAUCGUUCGACAUGACCAACGACCCAGUAGAUGUAGAGAGAAGCGUACCGCCAUCAGAGUCCAAAAUGAACUCGACUGCGAACUCCACCGAUGGCGCGAAUGACCAAAUCACAGUAUCAGGGACAGCCGAUAUGCCACCCGACCAUGGACCACUCACCAAUACUCGAGAGAACCUGUUCAUGUUCUUCAUAACCCUGACACAGCUUGUUCAGAUGAUUCCCCUUGGGGCCGGCAUCAAUUCCGGACUGGCAAUUGGUGAGGCAGUAGGAGCAACUCACAUCCAGUCAGUCUGGAUAGUGGCCUCAUACCCGCUGACCCAAGGCGCUUUUGUGCUCAUUGGUGGACGCCUAGGAGCCGUCCUGGGUCACAAGAAGAUGUUCUCUUUCGGUUGCAUGUGGUGGACGAUAUGGGCCUUGGGUGGCGGCUUCUCGGACAACCUGAUCGCGGUUUGUUUCAUGCGAGGUCUCUGCGGAAUAGGAGGUGGUUUGAUGAUACCCAACAUCGUCGCUUUGCUGGGCAUCACCUUCCCCCCAGGCAAAAAGCGUAAUCUUGCUCUAGCUCUCUUCGGCUCCAUGGCCCCUGUGGGCGCAGCCGGGGGCUCGCUCGUCUCCGCUGUCAUUGUUCAGCUAACACAUUUCAAGUGGAUGUUCUUCAUGCUUGGCAUGUUAGGCUUGACUGUAUACGGAACUGCGAUCUUUCUGAGCCCACAGGAUGAGCCUGUCGAUCCAAACGGAAAGAUUGACUGGGUUGGAGCCUACCUUGGAGUUGGAGGUUUGAUCUUAUUUAACUUUGUGUGGAAUCAAGCUCCGCUGGUUGGGUGGGACAGCCCCUAUGAGAUCGCCCUCCUAAUCAUCGCAAUCAUCCACUUUGCAGCAUUUGCCUAUUGGGAAAUCAAGGUUGCUAAGGAGCCGAUACUACCGUUCAAUAUUUGGAAAGCACCUUCCUUUGGCAUUCUCAUGCUUACGAUCUUUUUUUCUUUCAUGAGUCUGGGGAUUUUCUUCUGGUACAUGAAUGUGUACAUGAUCACAAUCCGUGGCGACAGCCUGAUCAGAGUUGGAGUUCAAUACUUGCCACUGACUAUCGUCGGCAGCAUGGUUGCUUUCUUGGCGGCAUGGCUCGUUCCUCGCGUUCCAGCACAAGCCAUUAUUGGUGGUGGUUGUAUCGCCGUCAUUACCAUCAACUGUCUCUUGGCCACGAUUCCCGCUGAUAUUACCUAUUGGGCUAUGGCUUUUCCGGCUUUGUUUCUUUCUGGUUUCACAAUCGAUUUGAUUGUUACCAGCGCGCAGAUUAUUGCAAGCAAUACCGUACCGAUGAAACAUCAAGGUGUUGCUGGGUCUUUGGUGGGAACACUACUCGGUUAUGGAAUGAGUACAGGCCUAGGAAUUGCAGGCACGGUCGAGGUUCAUACCUUUGAUGAUGGCAGAGACUUACUUCGUGGCUACCAUUCCGCUGCCUAUCUUGGAGUCGGGUUAGCGGUUGCCGCUUUCUUGAUGGUUGCUUUCUUCAUUCGGAUUCCGAAGGACACUCGAGAGGGCUGGGGUGAUGACGAAGAAGGCGCAGCGAGGCACAGAAAAGCCACGAGUUCUUGAGAUGGAGGCGUAGCUUCAAAUUCUGGUUUGUUACACUGGUGGCAGUGUUGUAUAUGUUGUACCUGGAGGCUUGUGGCUGAUCGUAGGAUCGGAUGCGCUCUGAUACAAUAUGAACAUAUUUAAUGAAAGGGUUUCUGGAACAGAAUCAAUACC
Messenger RNA from Boeremia exigua, 1854 nucleotides. Its product is annotated as major facilitator superfamily domain-containing protein. Gene Ontology annotation, cellular component: membrane. Gene Ontology annotation, biological process: transmembrane transport. Gene Ontology annotation, molecular function: transmembrane transporter activity. Bases 124 to 1701 code for a protein of 525 amino acids. The record is from RefSeq and is a predicted model, not a curated record. The transcript is spliced from 4 exons. Lineage: Eukaryota; Fungi; Ascomycota; Dothideomycetes; Pleosporales; Didymellaceae.